Molecule: messenger RNA, 1106 nt
Organism: Helianthus annuus (common sunflower)
Lineage: Eukaryota; Viridiplantae; Streptophyta; Magnoliopsida; Asterales; Asteraceae
Product: reticulon-like protein B11
Exons: 6
Coding region: 170-778 (202 amino acids)
Source: RefSeq, a predicted model, not a curated record
AAAGCAAGGACCUCACCCCAACACAGACCAUAGCCAUCUGGCUGGCCUGUUAAAAAAUUUACAAAUCCACCCCUCCAAGUUCUUUUUCUUUCAUCUUCUCCCUCCAAUCUCUCCUUUUCCCCUGAUAUCCGAUUAUCUGUCCGUUCAUUCGUCAGAAAGCCUACUUGCCAUGGGAGAUUAUGGUCGGAUUUCUGUUCAUGACGCUCUUGGAGGCGGCGCAGUUGCUGAUAUAUUGUUAUGGAGGAAUGUGUACGGAGGAGGAGUUGUUGUAAUCGUUUCCACAAUCUUCUGGUUUCUGUUUGAAAGAGGAGGUUAUAACAUCGUGGCAUUCGUCGCUAACAAUCUGCUGCUUUUGGUUGUUAUACUCUUUUUCUGGGCUAAAUCUGCAACCCUUCUCAAUAGACCUCUGCCUCCGAUUCCUGAAUUGGACAUAUCAGAGGAAUCAGUUCUUAUUGCUGCCGAUGAGAUGCAAGUGUGGAUAGAACAUGCCUUUUCAGUUGCGCAUGACAUUGCAAUUUCUGGAAACUUGAAAACUUUGAUUGCGGUUGUCUCUAGCUUGUGGCUGAUUUCUUAUGUUGGUAGCUUUUUUAACUUCCUUACGCUGAUCUAUAUCGGGAUACUUCUGAGUUUAUCAAUGCCUUUUUUAUACGACAAGUUCCAAGCGCAAGUUGAUGAGAAGUUAGUUAUAGUGCGUAAAAUCACCAAUUUUAUCUUCAGGAAGGCAGACAUCAUCUUACAAAUGAUCCCAUUAACACACAACAAGCAAAAAACUCAGUAGCCGAUAUGUACAUAAAUCGAAGGUUUCUUGCUAGGGAUGCUUGAGGUCUAUGCCUAAUAUCAUGGUAACACAUCUAGCAAAAGUGCUUCUAAUUUGGGUGUGUGAAACUCAAUUUCUUGGUAUUUUUUGGUCAGUGCAAUCUUUCGGCUAGCGGUAUGUAGUGAUGGUAGUUUUUUCUAGGCUGUGAAAAUUGUGAAUGCAAGAUAUAUUUAUGAUUAUUUUGGGGGGAUGAUUGCCUUUUCAAUUGUCUACUUGUAUGGUCAAUUUCAUUUCAUUAACUAAUUAUGUUUUGGAAUAAGUUUUCAUGUUAAGAUUGUUUAUUUGUUUA